Messenger RNA from Monopterus albus (swamp eel), 1936 nucleotides. It is a transcript of the gene vps72a, whose product is annotated as vacuolar protein sorting 72 homolog a. Gene Ontology annotation, cellular component: nucleus. Bases 288 to 1307 code for a protein of 339 amino acids. NCBI's taxonomy places the organism in Eukaryota, Metazoa, Chordata, Actinopteri, Synbranchiformes, Synbranchidae. The transcript has 6 exons. The record is from RefSeq and is a predicted model, not a curated record.
UACCAGAAGUACAACAACUGUCCCGGAUGUGUUUUUCACAAAAAGGUGGCGGCGGUUAGUAGAGCCUGUCUGUGAGGUAGCUAAUGAACACAAUUUUUAGUAUAUUAGUGUGAAUUUAAGGUGUAUUUGUAAUUUGAAUAAAUAUGGCUACGUACAUAUAAUUGAGUAGGCGCCGCGAGUAAGGACGGGAUAAAAGAAACCGCUCAAGAUUGCUUAUAACGUUAGCAUGUAGCUAAACACCUAAAGAUUAACAUUAGAUAUUUUAGAAUUGUUUGGAAAUUGCAACCAUGAGUCUGGCAGUUGGUCGAGAACCCAGAAAGACUGCUGGCAAUCGCAUGUCAAAGUUACUGGAUGCUGAAGAAGAGGACGAGUUCUACAAGACCACCUAUGGAGGUUUUAACGAUGAAUCAGGAGAUGAUGAGUAUCACGGAGAACAUUCGGACACAGAGGACGAGGUGGACAGCGACUUUGACAUCGAUGAGGGAGACGAGCCAGACAGCGACCAGGAAGAGGAUGCACCUCGGAGGAAAAGUCGGGUUGUCACUAAAGCUUAUAAGGAACCUAUAAAAGUGUUUAAACCCAAACCCAAAAGACCCUCUGAGGAACACAAGAAGACUGAGAAAACUAAAGUGGAGCUCAAAAGGAGAAUUCCGCAAGAAUUUCAAGAUUUUGGCGAGACUCGGAAGUCUGUGCGACAGUCCACCAGUGAACAUACCCGAAAGACCAAUCUGCGCUUACAAGAGCGUCAGGAUGCCCCUCGACGACGGAGAGGUGGUCAUCGUGACCGGCCCCUUACCCAGGAAGAGCUGCUGGCUGAGGCCAAGAUAACAGCUGAGAUCAACAUUCGAUCAUUAGAGAACUAUGAACGUCUGGAGGCAGACAAGAAGAAACAAGUCCAUAAGAAGCGUCGUUUUGAGGGACCAACCAUCCGGUACCAUUCGGUCCAGAUGCCCCUCGUCUCUCACUCAGUCUUAAAAGAAGAAAACGUAGAUGUUGAAGGGUUGGAUCAGGAUGUUCCUCAGACUGCACCCCAGAAUCCCACCACACCUUCACAGCAACCUGCUGGUGGCUUGUGCUCCCGUACUUAUAUAACAGUCAGUGACGAUGAGGCUUUUGAGGCAGCGUUCCCACGCAGCGCCCAGUCAAGUCCUCAGCUACCCGUCCAGGAGGUUUGUCCUGUCACUCACAAGGCUGCGCUGUACCGAGACCCAGUUACUGAUAUACCUUAUGCUAAUGCACGAGCCUUCCGCAUCAUCCGUGACGCGUACCGCAAAUACGUAGCUGCUCAUGGAUUUCCGCACGCUUAGGAAGGAGUGACGGGAAUUGACUCCAUACCAUCAAAGGGUCCCUGGCAUAAAAUGGUUGUCAAACAGAGUGCUGUUGCAAUUCAGACUAAUUUCAAUUUAGGAAAUACAGUAGGUUUGUGUUUCUUUUAUUAAAAAAAAUCUCAGUUUAGGUACAGUGACUUGAUUGUGUGAUUUAAAGUAAAGUCACAACCUGUUGUCUUCCACCUCUACCACAGAUACCAUUUAUUCAAACAUCUUUGUGAAUCUGCGUUUUCCUCCCUUUGUACCAGUGUCCCUAACCCCAGGAAUUUGCAGUUCACUUUGGGAUUGAGCAGUUAUAACAAUAAUUAUGUUGCUGUUGUUGAAGCAGCUAUACUUUGUAAAUUGACUUACAAGGAUGUACAGCAACUCAGUGAGAAACCAGUGUUACCACAGCCAAAUCUUGUUGCAUUCUUGAGAGCUAUAACAAAGUCUUUCUUGUGACUAGUGGAUGAAAAGCUACAACUUGGCUUUGGAAUUCAAAAUAGGUCUGUAUAUUGGUAACUUAGAUUUUUUUUUUAUGACUUGCCUUGUUUACUGUUUGCUAAGAAAUUUUUGUUUCUACAAAUGUACAUACUAAACAGAAAAUAAAUAUAUGAAACUUGUAGUAA